Prosopis cineraria is the source of this 1467-nucleotide messenger RNA. RefSeq lists its product as uncharacterized. The transcript is spliced from 12 exons. Gene Ontology annotation, molecular function: oxidoreductase activity. The coding region runs from base 166 to 1065 and encodes 299 amino acids. Gene Ontology annotation, cellular component: membrane. The record is from RefSeq and is a predicted model, not a curated record. NCBI's taxonomy places the organism in Eukaryota, Viridiplantae, Streptophyta, Magnoliopsida, Fabales, Fabaceae.
UUUGUUAGAGCUAAUGGGCGCUCUAAUUCGGCUUUUACAACCCAACUUAUUCAAAGCCGGACGAACCGCCAGCAAAUCCGUUUGCCCGAAAGGCACGCAUAACUUCAUAUUAUUCGGUUAUUACCUCAGAACGUUUCCCUCUCCACUGCGCUCACAGGGACUAAUAUGCUGACGCUGCUGUUACUCUUCAGUUCUCUUUUCCUUUUCCUGUCAUACAAAUUCGCCACCGCUUAUGGUGACUUCACUUUGAUGUCCAAGAAGCAACCGAAACGUGAAGAAAUCGAAGAUAAGGUUGUUUGGAUUACCGGUGCUAGCCGUGGAAUUGGGGAGAUUCUAGCUAAACAACUUGCAAGAUUGGGAGCCAGGCUAAUCAUCUCUGCAAGGAAUGAAGCUGAGCUGGAGCGAGUAAAGCAACAGCUGAAAGGUAAGCAUGCGCCUAAUGAGGUCAAGGUUUUUCCACUGGAUUUAACAACUGGCGAGGAUUCUCUUAAGAAGGCUGUUGAGAAAGCAGAAUCAUUGUUUCCUGGUUCUGGUGUUGAUUAUAUGAUUCAUAAUGCAGCUUUUGAGCGUCCUAAAAGUUCAGCUUUAGAUGUAACUGAGGAAAGUCUCAAGGCAACGUUUGAUGUCAAUGUUCUUGGAACAAUAAGUCUCACACGGCUGUUGGCACCUUUCAUGUUGAGGCGGGGGCAAGGUCAUUUUGUGGUGAUAAGUAGUGCUGCAGGGAAGACCCCUGCCCCUGGUCAGGCUGUUUACUCUGCUUCCAAACAUGCUCUGAAUGGGUACUUUCAUUCCUUGCGUUCUGAGCUCUGUCAGAAGGGAAUCAAAGUAACUGUUGUCUGUCCUGGACCAAUAGAAACCUCAAAUGUUUCUGCAGCAAAACCUUUGGAGAAGGGCUUGUCUGAGACAGAAGCGUGUGCCAUCAGAAAGGUGUGCAGAACUCGUUAUCAUUGCUGCAACCCAUGGCUUAAAGGAAGCUUGGAUAUCAUAUCAGCCUGUGCUUGCCGUAAUGUAUCUUGUUCAGUACAUGCCAACGAUUGGUUAUUGGCUCAUGGACAAGAUUGGUAAGAAUCGGGUAGAAGUUGCUGCACAGAAGGGAAACACGUAUUCUUUGAGCCUACUACUCGGAAAGAAGGCGGCAUGAUGCUCAUCGGCGUACUAUAUAUUUGGUGCUUGUCCUUGAUAUAUUUGGUUUUAUAAAGGCGCCCUACAAUUUCAAGUUGGGGACAGAUGUUACUUUUGCAGUCCCUGAGUGGUGAAAAUGUGUACCGCCUUGUUCAAUGACCAAUCGCAUGUCAAGAAAUCCUGCCAUAAAAGUAGCUGAUCCAUACAUACUAUAUAAUAUAGUAACCCAAACUAAAAUUAUUUAAAAUUUUUUGUUACUACUGUUGACAUAGGAAGCAUAUGUGCUUUGAUGAUACAAUUAAUUCUACAAGAUAUCUAAUACAUGUGACAGUAAUUUUUUUAUCA